AUGGCAGCUCAAAAACUGCCUGAUAAAGGAUCAUCUACUAUAACGUCUGAUCCUGGAAUACCAGGGCAUGGCCCAUUUAAAACCUACUGGAAAUAUCGUAUUCACCCUCUAGCAAAUAUUCAGUCACUUUCGCUCCCAGAGAGCACGGACUUUGCUAUUGUUGGUUCUGGAAUCACUGGCCUUGGAGUUUGUAAAACAUUACUUGAGACAUGUCCCACAAAAACAGUGACAGUAUUGGAAGCCUGUUCGUUAUGUUCAGGUGCGACCGGAAGCGAUUGCGGCCUGUUUAGUGUCAACACAGGAGAGACAUAUAUAAGUCUCGCUCGGCUUCAUGGAGCACAGACUGCAGGGGAUAUUAUCCGAUUCAAUUUCCGGAACCUGCAACAAUUGGCAGAAUUCGCCUCCCGCCAUAAAGAGAGUGAGCCUGUAUAUGAAGAAAGGUCGGUAUUGCGGGUAUUUUUCGACAGUCGGAGUUUUGAGGCCGCAAGGAAGAGUAUUAUGCAGCUGGAAGAGGAUCACCAUUCAUUAAGGGAUAUUUUCACCAUUGUUGAUGCCCGGACGGUUGAGAAUUGCUACGGUGUCUAUGGCGCGGUUGGCGGCAUGAAAUUCCCCGGUGGAAUAAUAAGGCCAUAUCCAUUGGUGACCGAAACUUUUAGAGAGCUUGUCGCAGCACAUGGUCGUCGGUUCUCCUUGGAGACCUAUACACCGGUAUUGUCGGUCACAUUUGAGCCACAGUCCAAUCCUUCACAUCCAUAUUGUAUCAACACCCCCCGGGGAGCCCUCCGUGCUGCGACAGUCGCUUAUUGCAUCAAUGCCUAUUCUCAGCACCUCAUACCUGGAGUGGACGGGCUGAUUACCCCCCAGAAAUUCACGAUGACAGUGCAGGACCCAGACCGUUGUAUGCGCAGAGGUAGUUUCGCUCUGUCAUGGGGUUCACUUUCUCCGACUGUGCAUAACCAAAAAAACCGGGAUUGGUCUAAUACUCUGCAUUAUUUGCUACAGAGUGCAAAAACCGGAUAUAUGUAUUUCGGCUGUGCGGACGUCUGUCCGUACGUGUGUAUUUCCUCUGCCAAUAACAACACAGCCGACCAUCACUCGGUUUUCCUAUUGCAGGAGAAACUCUCUUGUUUGCUCCGGAAAGUCAGACUUCCAAAAUGGCCCCUUGUGAGUGUCUGGUCGGGGCUCAUGGGUUGCUCAUUUGAUGGUCUUCCAAUAGUGGGGAAGUUGCCCUCCUCGUUGACACAGCGUGAUAGCGACAGCGAAUGGAUUGCAGCCGCAUUUAAUGGUUACGGGAUGGCCAACUGCCUGCUGUCCGGAGAAGCACUGGCACGGAUGAUGGUUGGUGAGGAUGUGAGCAGUUGGUUCCCGGAGGCCUACCGCAUCUCUUACAGGAGGUUUAACAAUUUGUGGGUGUAA
Messenger RNA from Aspergillus tanneri, 1416 nucleotides. Its product is annotated as NAD(P)/FAD-dependent oxidoreductase. NCBI's taxonomy places the organism in Eukaryota, Fungi, Ascomycota, Eurotiomycetes, Eurotiales, Aspergillaceae. The transcript is spliced from 3 exons. The record is from RefSeq and is a predicted model, not a curated record. Gene Ontology annotation, molecular function: oxidoreductase activity. Bases 1 to 1416 code for a protein of 471 amino acids. Gene Ontology annotation, cellular component: cytoplasm.